Molecule: messenger RNA, 1329 nt
Organism: Zonotrichia leucophrys gambelii
Lineage: Eukaryota; Metazoa; Chordata; Aves; Passeriformes; Passerellidae
Product: low affinity immunoglobulin gamma Fc region receptor III-B-like
Biological process (GO): cell surface receptor signaling pathway
Cellular component (GO): plasma membrane
Molecular function (GO): transmembrane signaling receptor activity
Source: RefSeq, a predicted model, not a curated record
AUGGCCGGGAAGGUGGCACUGCUCCUGUGGGCCCAGACCCUCAGCCUCGCUGGUGCCCAGACCACCCAGCUCCUUGUAGAGCCCUCCAGAGGCUCGGUGCUGUGGGACCGGGUGACACUGACCUGCCAGGGCUCGGGGACUGCCAGUGCCACCACCUGGUACAAGGAUGGGCAGCGCUGGGGGCAGCAGGGAUGUGGCCGCCUCACUGUCACCCUGAGUGGCACCUACACGUGUGACAGACCCGGCACUGGGCUCAGCAUCCCCAUGAGAGUCUUAGAUGACCUGGUGGUGCUGCAGGUGCCAGCAUGGGCACUGCAGGAGCGGGACAUGAUGACACUGCGCUGCUGGGGCUGGCAGAACAAACUGCUCACUGACGUGUCCUUCUACCAUGAUUGGAAGAAACUGGAGGGGCUCCACAAUGGGACAGAGAUGUCCCUGUCACCUCUGCAGCUGCACUACAGUGGCCACUACAGCUGCAGGGGCCAGGUGGUGUCACAGUGGAAGGAGUCGAAGCUGAUGACAGUGACAGUGCGCAGGGUCCCGCUUUCGGGGGUGUCCCUGUCAGUGCAGCCCCCCAGAGGACAGGUGGCACUGGAGGACCGCCUGGUGCUGAGCUGCACAGUGGCAGUGGGGACAGGUCCCCUGUGCUUCUCCUGGCACCAGGAGGGCUUGGGGGCACCGCUGGACACCAACCGCCACCUGGAGAUGCACCACGUUGGGGACAAUGACAGAGGCCAAUACCGGUGCUGGGUUAGCAACGGGGACAGCGUGGCUGAGAGUGACGCCCUGAAUGUCACAGUCCUGGCACCUGUGGACAAUGCCACCAUCACCCCCGGUCCCCUGUCACACCAGGUGUGUGCAGGUGACCCCGUGACCCUGCGCUGCUCGGUGCAGGUGGGCUCAGCCCCUGUCUCCUUCACCUGGCUGCACAACGGGCAGGAGGUGGCCAAGGGUCCCCUCCUGGAGCUCAGGGCCAUCAAUGUGGGACAUUCGGGCACCUACCAGUGCAUGGCCACCAACCAGCUGGGACAGGACGGGCACCGCGUGUUCCGGGCACCCAGCCCAGAGCUGACCCUGGAGGUGACACCUGGCUCACCCUGGGUCACAAAAGGUUACCAGGGAGUGCAGGACCCCUGGGGGCCCCCACGGAUCCCCCGGCCCCCCCCAGAGGAGGGGGAGGUGCUGUACACCCACGUCGUGGUCACCAAGAGGGCAGGGGUGACCCCUCGUCCCAACACACUCCAGGAUCCCCAGGUGACCUACGCGGAGCUGCAGGGACAUCAGGGGCGACCACAGGAACCCAGUGACAUCUACGGGAAUGUGCUGUGA